AUGUCGAAGCAGAAGAAAACUCAGGGCCGGAGAAAGAUAGACAUGAAGAAAAUAGACGACCGGAAUAGCCUUCAAGUGACGUUUUCGAAACGAAGAACAGGUCUUUUCAAGAAAGCCAGCGAGCUUUGUGUUUUAACUGGUGCUGAAACAGCUCUGAUUGUUGAGUCUCCUGGAGGACGAGUUUUCGCUUUCGGACAUCCGAAUGUAGACUCUGUUGUUGAUUCCUAUCUUGGAGGAAGUUCGGUGAAGUCACCCGAAAAUGCUUUGAUAAACCGAGAUGAGGUCAAAUUUACGCGCAUGAAUGAUAAGUUUAAUCAAGAGUAUCUAGAGAUUUCGAAGAAGUUGGAAGAUGAGAAGGCUAAGAAAGUCGAUGAUGAUGUGGAGGGUGGUCCUUUUUGGUGGGAACAACCUUUUGACGAGUUUGAGUUGGGAGAGCUCGAGAAGUAUAUAGAGUCCAUGGAAGCGCUGAAGAAUAAUGUAAUCCAAAGGGCUAAAGAGAUGGAGAUGAUUAGGAAUUCUUCGAUGUUCAAUGCUAACCAAAGCUUGAAAAACGAGGGAUUCGAUACCCUUUUGGUUAAUAAGAACGCAGGUCAUUAUGAAUAUGGGGAUGAACAUAUGCUCCCUUGCCCUCCAGGAUUUAAUAUCAGGUCUGGCCUCAACUGA
Molecule: messenger RNA, 663 nt
Organism: Daucus carota subsp. sativus
Lineage: Eukaryota; Viridiplantae; Streptophyta; Magnoliopsida; Apiales; Apiaceae
Product: agamous-like MADS-box protein AGL62
Exons: 1
Coding region: 1-663 (220 amino acids)
Biological process (GO): regulation of transcription by RNA polymerase II
Molecular function (GO): RNA polymerase II cis-regulatory region sequence-specific DNA binding; DNA-binding transcription factor activity, RNA polymerase II-specific; protein dimerization activity
Source: RefSeq, a predicted model, not a curated record